Messenger RNA from Rhineura floridana, 1890 nucleotides. It is a transcript of the gene FGF7, whose product is annotated as fibroblast growth factor 7. NCBI's taxonomy places the organism in Eukaryota, Metazoa, Chordata, Lepidosauria, Squamata, Rhineuridae. The coding region runs from base 484 to 1068 and encodes 194 amino acids. Gene Ontology annotation, biological process: lung development; positive regulation of peptidyl-tyrosine phosphorylation; regulation of cell migration. The record is from RefSeq and is a predicted model, not a curated record. Gene Ontology annotation, molecular function: type 2 fibroblast growth factor receptor binding; growth factor activity. Gene Ontology annotation, cellular component: cytoplasm. The transcript has 4 exons.
AAGUGUGCACGCACAAGCACACAUGCUCGCACACACCCUCUUGCGCGCAUGUUGAUUUAUGGAAACAAUUAUGAUUCUGUUGCAGUCUUUCGGAGCUACGAAAGUUUGUAGCUACAGUAGAGCGUCUCAUGUUGCAAAAGGCAGACAACAGAAAUGGAAUACUUGUGUGUCCAGCUGUUAUCAACAGGAGAAACACGAACAGUGAAUACAAGUAGCAAAGGAGGUCACAGCAGCCGAGGUUAUUGCAACCUGUUUCUUUAAAGGAUAUCCUGGCUGAAAGGAUUUUUAAAGGUCAGUUCUCUUUGAUACCUGCAUCUUAAAAGAAGUCAGGACCAGAAUUCUGGAAGAAGGAACAGUUGCUGGUUAAAUCGCUACAAUUCAAGGGAAAGGCAGAGGACAGGUCAAUGACCAAAGAGCGACGAUCUACUGAAGACGGAUUUUUUUCAUUAUGUUGUUCGUGAGUACCCAGAACACUGCACUAUAAUGCACAAAUGGAUAUUGACAUGGAUCCUGCCAACUUUGCUCUACAGAUCAUACUUUUACAUUAUCUUCCUCGUGGGCGCUAUAUCACUACCUUGCAAUGACAUGACCCCAGAGCAAAUGGCUACAAAUGCAAACUGUUCCUCCCCUGAACGACACACCAGAAGUUAUGAUUAUAUGGAAGGGGGGAAUGUAAGAGUCAGAAGACUUUUCUGUCGAACUCAGUGGUAUAUCAAGAUUGACAAGAGAGGCAAAAUAAAAGGAGUACUGGAGCGUAACAGCAACUACAGUAUUCUCGAAAUAAGAACAGUGGCAGUUGGAAUAGUGGCAAUCAAAGGAGUGGCAAGUGAAUACUUUCUCGCCAUGAACAAGUCUGGAAAACUCUAUGGAAAGAAAGUAUGCAAUGAGGACUGCAACUUCAUAGAACUGAUUCAAGAAAACCAUUAUAACACAUAUGCUUCAGCAAACUGGACACACAAAGGGAAGGAGAUGUAUAUUGCAUUGAAACAUAAUGGUGCCCCCAAGAGAGGUCAAAAAACAAGUAAAGAAGACACAUCUUCCCAUUUCCUUCCAUUCCCAGUAUCCUAAUCGUAUACUAUCUAUGGAGAACCAGUUCCAGCAAACCACUUUAAUGUUGAAAGGGGACUGUUUGAAAGUGCAAGGAAGAGAAGCUGGAAUACUACUGAAAAAACUGAACAAGCUGGACUUGCGCAUUUAUGUUUAUUUUUAAAAGACUGCCUUUAAAAAACGAAGAUAAGGCUACAUCAGAUUUAGUAACUAAAAGUUGUAAAAAAUUGUAAAGAGUUGUACAAUCCUUAUGUUAGUAUAAGAGUAGCUUUGCAGAUUGUUAAGUUAAAUUUACCCUUAUGCGUUAAGUCAUGACUUGAUUAUCUGACGAUAUUUUAUUUAAAAUAAACCUAUCUGCUUAAUUAAACAUGGCUGCUAUAAUAAUAAUAAUAAUAAUAAAGCAGAUGAAAAUGUUAUGUAAAAUAUGUUGGACUUGAUGGCUGCUGGAAUGAGUCUUCAGAUGAUCAAGUCAGUACUAAGCGUGGAGGCUGAGCAGUAUUAAAUACUUUCCAGGAAAAAUGUAUAAGUAUUAAAAUAAUUUGAAAUUGGAUUACUGUGGUAUUCAGACAAUAAAGCUAGUAUGGAAGGUGAAGGUUGCACCACUGCCAUGUAUUCGUAUGUAUUAGUAAGAAUGCCUAAUGCUGCUCUGAAAGAUGUUACAAAAAUAGUGUAUAUGAAAUAAUAUUAAUAAGGGAAAUGUAUUUCAUCUCACUUUCCUCAAAAUAUCCUUUUAUAUAACGACGAAGUAAAAAUUCAGACAUCAUAUGGGUUUUUAUGUAACAUAACCUAUCUUUUUAUAUAAUUCCUGUUAGGGUAUAUGGCUUCUAUUUUUUUCACCUAUUC